Messenger RNA from Sceloporus undulatus (fence lizard), 1503 nucleotides. RefSeq names its product cytochrome P450 2W1. Gene Ontology annotation, biological process: xenobiotic metabolic process. The transcript has 9 exons. The record is from RefSeq and is a predicted model, not a curated record. NCBI's taxonomy places the organism in Eukaryota, Metazoa, Chordata, Lepidosauria, Squamata, Phrynosomatidae. Bases 1 to 1503 code for a protein of 500 amino acids. Gene Ontology annotation, cellular component: cytoplasm; intracellular membrane-bounded organelle. Gene Ontology annotation, molecular function: heme binding; iron ion binding; oxidoreductase activity, acting on paired donors, with incorporation or reduction of molecular oxygen, reduced flavin or flavoprotein as one donor, and incorporation of one atom of oxygen.
AUGGCAUGGCUCAAUUUUUUUCUUUCUUACCCUGUGCCCAUUUGCCUGCUGUGCACACUGAUCAUUUUGGCUUUUUUGUUUCUGCCAACCAGCUCCAGAAAAGCGGCGUCUACCUUGCCACCGGGACCCACCCCUCUCCCCAUCAUCGGCAACCUGCAUUUGCUGGAUAUUAAAAGGCAAGACAAAUCCAUCCUGAAGCUUGCCAAAAAAUACGGGCCGGUGUUCACCCUCCAUUUUGGAUUCCAGAAAGUGGUCGUUCUGACCGGUUACGAUGCCGUGAAGGAUGCCCUUGUGAACUUCACUGAGGAAUUUGUGGACAGGCCGCUUAUACCGAUAUUUGAACAGAUUCAGCAUGGACACGGGGUUUUCUUUUCUACUGGAGAGCUGUGGAGGGCAACUCGAAGGUUUACCAUGUCCAGCAUGCGCAACCUUGGCGUGGGGAAGACCCUCAUAGAGGAGCGGAUUCUGGAAGAACUCAGCUUCCUUGUCAAGGACAUAAAGUCUUUCAAGGGUGAACCUUUUAGCCUCCGAACCUUUAACAGGGCACCGACCAACAUUACGUUUGUUCUUCUGUUUGGGGAGAGGUUUGACUCCAAGGACCCCCAGUUUCUCACGCUCCUAAAACUCAUAGACGAAGUUAUGUGUCUUCUUGGAUCUCCCUUCUUGCAUCUGUUUAACUUCUACCCAUUCCUUGGGAUUUUUCUCAACACGCACAAAAUGUUGCUCAAAAAAGUCGAGGACGUCCGCGUCAUUAUAAGGGACUACAUUAAGAAAAGCAGGCAAAAUGUCAACGGCAACAGCCUCAGGAGCUACACAGAUGCAUUCGUCUUCAAGCAGAAAGAGGAUACAAGCAAGAAAGACAGGCUUUUUCACGAGGACAACCUUGUAGCAUCCAUCUUGGACCUUGUCAUGGCUGGAACAGAGACGGCUGCCACCACUUUGCAAUGGGUGAUUUUGCUGAUGAUGAAGUACCCAAAAAUUCAAAAGAAGGUUCAAGAGGAGAUCCAAAGAACUGUGAAACCAGACACCUGGGUGACAUACGAGGAUCGGAAGUGCAUGCCCUACACCAAUGCGGUGAUCCACGAGGUGCAGAGGUUUAUCACGCUCCUGCCCCACGUCCCACGCUCUACGUCGGUCGACACACAUUUCAGGGGCUACUUUCUCCCAAAGGGGACGAUGGUGAUUCCUUCCCUCACGUCGGUGCUCCUUGAUAAAAGCCAUUGGGAGACUCCAAAUGAGUUCAACCCGAACCACUUCCUUGAUGCGGAAGGGAAGUUUGUCAAGAAAGAAGCUUUUGUGCCCUUCUCACUAGGCCGCCGGAAUUGCAUGGGCGAAAGUCUGGCCAAAAUGGAGCUAUUUCUGUUCUUUGCUGGCCUGAUGCAGAAGUUCACUUUCCAGCCUCCGCCAGGCCUUACAGAAAGGGACUUAGACUUGACUGUUCCUAAGACCACCUUCACUUUGAGACCCCAACCCCAGCUGACGUGUGCCGUUCCCCAGGACUGA